Molecule: messenger RNA, 1974 nt
Organism: Ilyonectria robusta
Lineage: Eukaryota; Fungi; Ascomycota; Sordariomycetes; Hypocreales; Nectriaceae
Product: amidohydrolase family-domain-containing protein
Exons: 2
Coding region: 1-1974 (657 amino acids)
Molecular function (GO): hydrolase activity, acting on carbon-nitrogen (but not peptide) bonds
Source: RefSeq, a predicted model, not a curated record
AUGGUCUACGCAUCUUUCCUCCUCGGCGUCGGUGCCCUCACGGCCGCCCUGUUCCCCGUCGUCGCCGCCGUCAAGCCCGCCGACGUGGUGUUCCACAAUGGCAGCAUCUACACCAUGGACUGCGACGACUCCAAGGUCGCUGGCAUGGCGAUCAAGGACGGCGUCAUUGCCUAUACCGGAUCGUCGAAGCGCGCCAAGGCGUACAUUGGCAAGAAGACCAAGGUCAUCAACCUCCACGGCCGCAUGGUGAUGCCUGGGUUGGUGGAUUCGCACAUGCACGUCAUGUCUGGCGGCCUGUUCCUCCUCAAGUGCGAUCUCAACUACCAGUCGCUGCCCAUCGCCGACGUCCUGGCGCACAUUACCGGCUGCAUCGAGGGCGAGACUGGCAAGACCGACGCCGACUGGGUCGAGGUUGUCAACAUGGACUAUCCCGGCCUCGUCGAGCGAAGCGGUUCCGUCGGCAAGCUGCAGCUCGACACGCUCAACACCAAGCGCCCCAUCAUCAUCCGCUCCAGCGACUACCAUACCGUCAUCGCCAACUCGCGCGCCCUGGAGCUGUCCGACAUCACCGCCGCGACCCCCGACCCGGCCGACGGCAAGAUCGUGCGCCUGCCCGGCAGCCAGGAGCCCUCUGGCGUUCUGCAGGACGGCGGCUUCAACCUGCUUUCCGGUCCUCCCAGUCCCUCUGACGAGGAGAACUUGGAGGCCGGCCGCGCUGCGCUCAAGCUCCUGCGCGAAGCUGGCAUCACCACGUUCCAGGAGGCGGCCGCAGGGGAUGUCCACCACACCGUCUUCAGCGCCAUCAAGAAGGAGGACGGACUGAGCUCGCGCGCCUACUUCGAUUACCGCAUUGAGGCUCCCAGCUCCGUUGCUGGCGUCCAGGCCCUCGUCACCGAAGUCGUCGCCUUGCUCGCCACGAUGCAUGACACGAAGAAGCCCUCGCCCAAGCCAACGCUGAAGUGGCAGGCCGUCAAGGCCUUCAUCGACGGCGUCAUCACGUAUCCCUCCAACACGGCGGCGCUCAUCGACCCGUACUGGGAGCCCGUCAACGCCUCGGACCCCGACGGCCUCUGGGCGCCCGAUCCCGACUCCCUGAACGACCCGUACUGGAAGCCCGCGGUCCUGACCAAGACGCUGGAGCUCCUGUUCCUCGCCGGCGUCGAUGCGCAGCUGCACGUCGACGGCGAUCUCGCAGUCCGCGUCGCGCUCGAUGCGGCCGCGUCGUUCCGCAAGAAGCACCCCAAGCACAAGUUCAAGCUCGGUCUUGCGCACGACGAGCUCACGGCCGAGAGUGACUGGGGACGCUUCGCCAAGCUGGAAGUCGACCCCAUCGUCAGCUACCAGUGGUCGCAGCUCAGCUCCUUCUACAUCCCCAGCACCUUCAAGUCUCUUGCCGACUACCGUCUCGACAACCUCCAAUCCUGGGCGCAGUUUGAGAAGGCUGGCCGCCCUCUUGUCUAUGGCAGCGAUUGGCCGAUUGACCCUCUCGACGAGUUCCUUGCCCUCAAGGUCGCCGUCACUCGCUCCGGAGACCCGACAAACCCCAACUCUCCGGCGUCUCAGGGCCCUCCCUUCGACGCCGUCUUCCCUACGGGCAGCGGCAUCUCUCGCAAGUCGGCUCUCAAGUCUAUAACCAUCAACGGCGCUCGCUUCCUCCGCGCCGACAAGCAGAUCGGCUCUCUCGAGGUCGGAAAGCUCGCCGACGUCAUUAUUCUGGACAAGAACUUCUUCAAGGUCCCCAAGGAAGAGCUCGCCCGCCAGACCGUUCUGCUCACCAUGGUCGGUGGCGAGGUUGUCUACGUCGCCGACGGACAUGAUUUCGGCGUCACGCCCAAGUUUCCCAAUGACGAUGCUGCCAGCAAGAGGCUCGCCCGCCGGACCAUUGGCGGGUUCGCCGGCAAGUCGCUCUCUGAGGAGGCCAAGUUCAACGCUGCCAAGCUGAGGAAGCGUGGAACCUGUGUGCAUAAGCAUUGA